GGCCAACAUGCACAAGGUGCCAAGUGGUCCAAGUUAGUGGCGCUGCUCACUGAGUUCACGUCCGACGAGCCCACUCACUAUGACGCGAACACUCACUCGGUCUCCGCAUUGAAUAGACUGUGGGUCAGUUUACCUGGUUGGAUCAUUUGCCAGAUUCAUGCGGUUCCCCGCGUCCAGGGGCUUCCUGAAGCUUUGGCUGAGAAGGGAGUGAGCGACCACGCAGCUCAGUCCUGCUCCAACUCGCAGGGCGCCACCAAGCCAGUAGAGUACCAGCAGAUCCCGAGGCACAUCUUCGAGUCGGAGGCCUUCCAGGACCUGCUGAAUUCGGUCACGCGGCAGCUUGGUUUCGAGUCUCGCUCACCUCCUGGGCAGAUCGAGCUCUUCAAGUGGGCUGUUAAAGAGGUUGCGCGUGGGAUCCGUG
Molecule: messenger RNA, 421 nt
Organism: Prorocentrum cordatum
Lineage: Eukaryota; Dinophyceae; Prorocentrales; Prorocentraceae
Source: the annotation of a GenBank genome assembly